Molecule: messenger RNA, 857 nt
Organism: Nomia melanderi (Alkali bee)
Lineage: Eukaryota; Metazoa; Arthropoda; Insecta; Hymenoptera; Halictidae
Gene: Arl2
Product: ADP ribosylation factor-like 2
Molecular function (GO): GTPase activity; GTP binding
Source: RefSeq, a predicted model, not a curated record
GAAUGCAGUAUAAUAUAGUUGCUGAUCGAUAUAGGUUAACUUCGUUUGACAAGUCGUGAGUGUUUCUCAUCUAAACAUCGCGUCUUUGUAUAUUUAAAAUUUAAAUCAUUGGUGCUGUUUAUGUAAAUUGCUAUGGGUUUAUUAACAGUACUUAAAAAGUUGAAACAAAAGGAAAAAGAAAUGCGCAUUUUAAUGUUAGGCUUGGACAAUGCUGGUAAAACAACAGUGUUAAAAAGAAUCAAUGGAGAACCAAUUGAUACAAUAUCACCAACCCUUGGUUUUAAUAUCAAAACUUUGGACCAUCGUGGGUACAAGCUUAAUAUAUGGGAUGUUGGUGGCCAGAAAUCAUUACGUUCCUAUUGGAGAAAUUACUUUGAAUCCACUGAUGGACUUAUCUGGGUAAUUGAUAGUGCAGACAGAAGAAGAUUGGAAGAUUGCAAAAUAGAGUUAUAUAAACUUUUAAAAGAAGAAAGAUUGGAAGGUGCAAGUCUUUUAAUACUUGCAAAUAAACAAGAUUUACCUGGAGCAUUAUCUGCAUCUGAUAUUGCAGAAGUUUUGGAAUUACCGAAUAUUAAAACACAUCAUUGGCAAAUAUUUAAAUGUUCAGCAGUUACUGGAGAAAAUCUUGUAGAAGGGAUAAACUGGAUUGUGGAUGAUAUUUCUGCAAGAAUAUUUUACAUAGACUAAUGCUGAAAGAAGUAACAACAAAUAUGUAAUCGAUGCCAUUAGUGUUGUAAUUUUUUACUUUAUUUAUUUUCCAUCUGAUGAAAGGAGAAGUAAGAUUAUUGUUUUUUUUACUUAAAAAACUGUUACUAUAAUGUCAACAGAACAUAAUAAAUCCAUAUGUUUUCUUAAUA